AUGUUCAAUGCGACCCUAGCCGAGUUAACGUCUUUAGAACAGCUUCUGAGUACGAUCAUGAAUGAGGAAGAUAUCAGCGAUGAAGUUAUCGCGAAGUUGUGGUCGGUUUAUUCUGUAUCCAAAAAGGAGAUUCUGAAAGCACAACGCCGUGAUGCUAUUAUUGUUUUAAGCAUGCUUGCGAAAGCAAAAAUAGAGAUUGUCCAGGAAAAGAUUGAUCUAUUGCUAAAAAUUGGACUAGGGUCUUUUGGAAAAACCAAUUUUUCUCUUGCUAAAUACACUUGCAUCACAUUGCAAUGUCUUGGUGGAAGUAAGACUAAAGUAAAAGGUUUGUUGAACAAUGAUUCGAUUCGGUUGCCCAUGUCCCAUCAAAUCUUUCAUCGAUUGAAACAGAUGAUUGAAAUUCAAACAAUUUCACAAGAAUGGUAA
Molecule: messenger RNA, 426 nt
Organism: Acaulospora morrowiae
Lineage: Eukaryota; Fungi; Glomeromycota; Glomeromycetes; Diversisporales; Acaulosporaceae
Source: the annotation of a GenBank genome assembly